Mya arenaria is the source of this 2064-nucleotide messenger RNA. RefSeq lists its product as uncharacterized. The transcript is spliced from 5 exons. The record is from RefSeq and is a predicted model, not a curated record. NCBI's taxonomy places the organism in Eukaryota, Metazoa, Mollusca, Bivalvia, Myida, Myidae. Bases 654 to 1229 code for a protein of 191 amino acids.
AUGCCCGUUCCCGGAAGACUUCCAAACCACCGCAAUAGUAAAGUGUUGUUGUUGCCAUCUGAUAAAUCACAAGCAGACAUUCAUGUUGAAUAUGAAAAAAAUAGAGGGUGCUAGAAGCUAUGGCAUGAGUUGUGCCCACAUAUAGUCUUAGCUAAACCAAAAACAGACUUGUGUUUUAGAUGCCAAACCUUUUCUUUUAAUAUGUCACAAAGUGGUGCCCUUUCUGAAGAUGAUAAAAUGACACUUUUUGAUGAAUAUGAAAGUCAUGUUGAAAGUGCUAGACAUCAGAGGGAGCAAUAUAGAAUGCAGUGUGAUUACUCUAAAGUUACAUGUAGUGAAAACAUGAAGUUGAAGGUGUGCUUUGGUUAAUAAAUUUCUAUGCGCUAUAGUUUUAGCUGUCUUAUGUCAUGCUUCAAUAUUUUCUAGUCUAAAAAUUAAAAUAUAUGUUAAAUUCUAUUUAUAUUUUAGGUUCAGAGUCAUGUUCCUUAGAUGCAACCGUCCACUACAGCUGGGACUUUGCAUAGCAGGUUCAUAUUCCACACCAUAGCCAACAGGUUGGACCCCUGUAUUUCAAAACUGCCGGAGGAGAUGUGAGGUAUUUGGAGUUUGCUGUGAAGGAUCUGAGAAACAGGUGUUUUGCCUGGGUGAGGCACAUGCUCAGUUCCACUUUGACAAUUGCCAAGGACAACAAAAAUAAUGCCGUUCUUGGUUAUGCUGUGUGGAGAACAUUGACAGGAGGGCAUAAGACAAUCCAAUACUCACUGAUGCUAGCCGGCCACACCAAAUUUUCAUGCGACUGGCAUUUUGGAGUUUGGAAAAACAGAAUGAGAUACAUGGAUGCAGAGACAGUUGAGGAGGUGGCUUCCACAGAAGCCAUGUCAUCCCGUAAUGGCCACAACAUUCCACAUAUUGUUGAUGGCAACAGCAAACAAGUGUCGUUCUAUGACUGGAGCACCUUCUUCAAAGGCAUUUUCAAACCAUUGAAGAACAUUUCGAAAUACCAUUCAUUUGAGGUGUCUUCUAACGAGCCUGGGGUUUUAAGAGUAAGGAAGUUUGUUGAUGCCCCUGGGGAGAAAAUUAACAUACUGAAAAACUGCCAAGUGGAUAUUGGUGUUCUGCCAGAGCAGAUCUUUGGUGAGGGAAUAAGUGCAGAAAGGCAAUGGUACUUGCAUGAUGUAAAAAGAGACUUUUGCGGAUCAGAUAAUGCAAAAAACACAACAUGCCAUUAGUUGCAAAAGAAGGCUAUUCAAAGGCCAAAAAACAAAAGUUGAAAUAGGCAACUUUAUUGAGAACACUUUCUGUGUGUGUUUCAGCAAAAGUUAUAGUUUGUUUCUUGCUAUAAAUAUAUUGGCAUGUGUAAGUGGAAGUUUUAUGUUUUCAUUUACAUUCAAAGAAUAUAUUUCUUUGUGUUACAUUGAUAAAAUAUUCAUGAUCUUAGGAAUGUAUGGUUUCCUUGGCAACCAAAAGUAACACACUUGAUUGAUCAUUAAAUACUUAUGUAUAAACAUGUAUUUCAAUUAUGGGAAUAUCAUUGAACAGUCGGCCAUCUAUAAGUAAAGUAUGAUGGCAUUCAUAUUUUCCAUACACGACUCCAGUAUAAUGUGAAAGUGUACAUUUAUAAGUCUAUAUGUUAAUAGUUAUACAUUAAUAUAGUUUCAAUAAUCCUUGCAUGCAUAUGUUUGUUGUCAAUUUUGUCAAAUAAGGCAUGUGUCAAUGCUUUCCUUGUAAAUACAUUUCAUUCUGUGUCAUCUUACAACUCCAAAAGAAUGAAAUGAGCAAAAAAAAAGAAUUAUUCUAGGUAUAAGUCAGUUGCUAUGGCAACCAAGUAUAACAUUCUUAUUGAUUUUAAAAAUAAUUGAUUUCACCAGACAAGUUACAUCUUUUAAAUAAUUGCUUGUUUUAAAAUAAUAUGUUUUUUGUUUUGAUUAAUACAAGGAUAAGCUGCACUACUUUUGAACAAUUAACCUUGUUUUAGAAAAGUUGCAGAUUUUCUUUACAGGGUCUAUGUAAAAUUGCUGUUAACAUUCUAUUUUACUACAUAGCUGGCUGAAAUUUUAAUGCUGU